UGCUGCAAAUGAACUGUUACUCCCCAAACAUGGUACUGACCAACGGCGUGUGGCUUGGGGAGAACCCAAUGCACUAUUCUCUUCCUUUGUUCCUCACUCAACUUCUCUUUGUGUCCGUCACCACCCGCGCCAUCGCCGCCCUCCUCCGCCCUCUCCACCAGCCUCUCAUCGUCGCCGAAAUCUUAUCCGGGCUUGUCUUGGGCCCAACACUUAUGGGCCGUAUAUUCAAAAAUUCAAACUUCUUCUUCUUCCCCCUGCGCAGCGAGAACCUCAUGAAAACAGCAGCAAACAUAGGCCUCCUCUUCUUCGUUUUCACCGUUGGCCUCGAAAUGGAUAUGUCCAACUUCCGUCACACCGGCCGCAAAGUCCUCUCCGUCGCCGCCGCAGGCAUGAUCCUCCCAUUCCUCGUCACCAUCUCCCUCUCCUACACCUUUCGCGAACACCUCCUCCCAGAACCCAACAACAACCACGCCUUCUACAUCUACCUCGCCAUCGCUCUCUCCAUCACCUCCUUCCCCAUCCUCGCCCGCAUGCUCAUCGACAUCAAGCUCAUGGAAACCGAAAUCGGCCACAUCGCCCUCUCAUCCGCCAUGAUCAUCGAACUUCUCGGCUGGAUUCUCCUCGCCAUCGGCAUCGCUUUCACAGGGGAUACGUCCGACACCAACGAUCCCCCUCCCCCUUCCCAUCUCAUCAUCCUCGCCGGCCUCCUGUUCGUGCUGCUCUGCAUAUUUGUGGUCCGCCCUGCUGUCGGGCGGUUCAUGAGACGCACACCGGAGGGGGAGGUGAUGAGCGAUAUGGAUAGCGGGACCAUACUUAUCGGCGUGAUGGCUGCCGGACUUAUGGCGGAUAUGAUUGGGAUACAUUCCGCGUUUGGAGCUUUUCUAUAUGGUUUCGUGAUACCGCCGACGCCUCACGCAACGGCUCUGAUCGGGCGGGUGGAGGAGUUCAUAAAAGAUUUAUUGCUGCCUUUGGUGUUCUUCGGCAGCGGAUUUCGGACUGAUCUUUUGAUGAUUAAGCGGCUGAAUCAUGCGCUUGUUAUCAUCUUCAUCUUCCUGUUGUCCAGCGCGGCUAAGAUUGGGGUGAUCGUGCUCAUAGCGGUCUACUUCAGUUUUCCUGUUCUUGACGGGAUUGCGUUGUCUUUCCUCUUGAAUCCCAGUGGAUUUGUUAUACUCAGCAUUGCGCAGGACAAAAAACUGAUAGAAGCUGAAACGUACGCGAUCAUGCUGCUGCUCAACAUCAUCAUGACCAUAACAGUGAUGCCGGUGGUGACAGCCGCCCACAAGCGAUCCCGCAAACACCUGGGCUACAAGCGUCGAAAUCUGCAGUGCUCCCGUCCAGACUCCGAGCUCCGCAUGCUAACCUGCGUCCAUAAAUCACGCAACGUCCCCUCCAUCAUGAGCCUCCUCGACUUCUCCAACCCAACCAAAAGAACCCCCAUCUUCGUCUACGCCCUCCACCUCGUCGAACUCAGCGGCCAGGCCUCCGCCAUGCUCAUCGUCCACAACACCCGCAGCUCCAACUCCCUCCCCCUCACCCACGCACAAUCCGAACACAUCAUCGCUGCUUUCGAGACAUACGAGCAGCACACCGGCGGCGUCUCUGUUCAACCCAUCACCGCCGUCUCCCCCUUCUCCACCAUGCACGAAGAUGUCUGCUCCAUCGCGGAGGACCACCACGUCGCUCUCAUAAUCAUCCCAUUCCAUAAAAUCCACAGCGUCGACGGAGGAAUGGAGGUGAUCCACCCGUCCAUUCGCAUGCUCAAUGCCAAUGUGUUCAAACACGCGCCUUGCUCUGUCGGCUUGCUUGUGGACAGGGGUUUAUCGAGCACUGUAGGGGUGAACAGGCUUCAGCACUUGCGGCAUGUGGUGGUGCUUUUCUUCGGCGGCGCGGAUGACCGCGAGGCAUUAGCCUACGCGUGGCGGAUGGCGGAGCACCCGGCGGUUUCUAUGACGGUAUUGAGAUUUAUUGGGAAGGGGGAGGAGGUGGGGGAACAGGACGAGCAGUAUGUGAGUGAGUUUCGGCUAAAUUUUGUGAGCAAUGAAAGUGUGGUGUAUGUGGAGAAGGUGGUGAGCAAUAGCGAGGAGACGGUGGGGGUGAUAAGGGGGUUAAUGGAAGGGGAGAGGCAUGAUUUGUAUGUGGUGGGGAGGGGGAGUGGGAAGUCCAGGCUGACGACGGGGAUGGAUGAAUGGUCGGAGUGUCCGGAGCUUGGGCCCAUUGGGGAUUUGUUGGCUUCUUCGGAUUUUGGGACGGGGAGUGCGACGUCCGUGUUGGUGGUGCAGCAAUAUGUGGGGGAGGGUGCUUUUAGGGAAGGGGUGGAGGAGGAUGAGGAGGUGGUGGUGGAGAGUCCGACGAAGUUGGAGAGUGUGCAGCACUAUUUGUCGGGUCAUACUGCGAGCAGAGGUGGUGGGGGAGUGUUAGCGUGA
This is a messenger RNA of Phalaenopsis equestris, 2423 nucleotides long. Its product is annotated as cation/H(+) antiporter 15-like. The record is from RefSeq and is a predicted model, not a curated record. The coding region runs from base 9 to 2423 and encodes 804 amino acids. Gene Ontology annotation, biological process: proton transmembrane transport; regulation of pH. Gene Ontology annotation, cellular component: endomembrane system; membrane. NCBI's taxonomy places the organism in Eukaryota, Viridiplantae, Streptophyta, Magnoliopsida, Asparagales, Orchidaceae. The transcript is spliced from 3 exons. Gene Ontology annotation, molecular function: antiporter activity.